AUGGGACGAGGAAAGGUUCAGCUGAAAAAGAUUGAGAAUAAGACAAACAGGCAUGUUACAUUUUGUAAGAGAAAAAGUGGGUUAUUGAAGAAGGCUAAAGAGCUCUCAGUGCUCUGUGAUGCAGAACUUGCUCUCCUUGUCUAUUCCAACAGUGGGAAGCUCUAUCAAUAUGCAAGUAACAGUGUCGAGAAAACAAUUCAGAGGUACAUCGAUAUCACUGCUCAGAGAAUGCAGCCGAAUGGACAUUUUACUGUAAAUGAUCAGAAUUUGAACUAUUGGCAAGAGGAAGUCAGAAAACUCAGGCACCAAAGUGACAGUCUAAUGAAUUCCAUCAGGCAACUAACGGGAGAAGCCCUUGAACCAUUAAGCAUAAGUGAACUCCACCAGCUUGAAAUUAAGAUGGAGAAGAGCCUUGCUUGUGUAAGAUCGACCAAGGAGGAAAUGCUAUUUGAGAAGAUAGAGAAUCUGCAAACAAGGUUGAAGGAAAUAGAUGGGUGCACAAGUAGACGAGAGCCGCAGAGCUUCGCUCAGAAUGAGUUGCGGAUUGUCCAAGACAUAAACUUGGAGAGAUCUCCUCAGCACUCAAACCCUAAUCGUGUGGUUAUUCGAACUGCUCUCCGACUCUGCAAGCUUUAUCUUCAGUAA
Cryptomeria japonica (Japanese cedar) is the source of this 645-nucleotide messenger RNA. RefSeq names its product agamous-like MADS-box protein AGL11. The coding region runs from base 1 to 645 and encodes 214 amino acids. NCBI's taxonomy places the organism in Eukaryota, Viridiplantae, Streptophyta, Pinopsida, Cupressales, Cupressaceae. Gene Ontology annotation, cellular component: nucleus. The transcript is spliced from 7 exons. The record is from RefSeq and is a predicted model, not a curated record. Gene Ontology annotation, biological process: positive regulation of transcription by RNA polymerase II. Gene Ontology annotation, molecular function: RNA polymerase II cis-regulatory region sequence-specific DNA binding; protein dimerization activity; DNA-binding transcription factor activity, RNA polymerase II-specific.